This is a messenger RNA of Vigna angularis (adzuki bean), 2955 nucleotides long. RefSeq names its product seed linoleate 9S-lipoxygenase-2. Gene Ontology annotation, molecular function: protein binding; metal ion binding; oxidoreductase activity, acting on single donors with incorporation of molecular oxygen, incorporation of two atoms of oxygen. The transcript is spliced from 9 exons. The record is from RefSeq and is a predicted model, not a curated record. NCBI's taxonomy places the organism in Eukaryota, Viridiplantae, Streptophyta, Magnoliopsida, Fabales, Fabaceae. The coding region runs from base 111 to 2747 and encodes 878 amino acids. Gene Ontology annotation, biological process: lipid oxidation.
AGGUUGGUUGGUUUGCUCACAACAGACACAGACUUUCCUCUUCUUCUCGUUUUUAUUUUCCUUCCUCGUUUUGGGAAAUAAAAACAGUGUUGUCGGUAAGUUUGGGAAAGAUGUUUCAAGUUCCAAAAGUUUCAGGAAUCCUUAAUCCAGGAGGGGUUUCAGGAAUCCUCAACCCAGGAGGCCAUAGCCAGAACAGGAUAAAAGGAACAGUGGUGUUGAUGCGUAAGAAUGUUUUGGAUUUCAACAGUGUCGCUGAUUUCACCAAAGGAAACGUUGGUGGAGUCAUAGGAACUGGUCUCAGCGUUGUUGGUUCAACAGUUGAUGGCCUCACUGCCUUCUUAGGCCGAAGUGUUUCUCUUCAGCUCAUCAGUGCCACCAAAUCUGAUGAAAGUGGAAAAGGAAAAGUUGGUAAGGAUACGUUCAUUGAAGGGAUCAUUACGUCGUUACCAACUUUGGGAGCAGGAGAGUCUGCAUUCUAUGUUCAUUUUGAAUGGGACGAAAGCAUGGGAAUCCCUGGUGCAUUUUACGUAAAGAAUUUCAUGCAAGUUGAGUUUUACCUCAAGAGUCUGACUCUUGAAGACGUUCCAAAUCAUGGAACCAUUCGCUUUGUUUGCAACUCAUGGAUUUACAACACUAACCUUUACAAGAAAAGCUUGCGCAUAUUCUUCGCCAACCAUACUUAUGUUCCAAGUGAGACACCAAAACCGCUUGUGCAUUAUAGAGAAGAAGAAUUGAAGAAUUUAAGAGGAGAUGGAACAGGAGAACGCAAGGAACAUGAGAGGAUCUAUGAUUAUGAUGUCUACAAUGAUUUGGGUAAUCCAGAUCUUAGUGAAAAUUUUGCUCGUCCUAUUCUUGGAGGCUCUUCCACUCAUCCCUAUCCUCGUAGGGGAAGAACUGGUCGAUACCCAACAAGGAAAGAUUCGAAUUGUGAGAAGCCAGGCGAAGUUUAUGUGCCAAGAGAUGAAAACUUUGGUCACUUGAAAUCUUCGGAUUUCCUUGCGUAUGGGAUAAAAUCUUUAUCUCAGUAUGUCUUACCAGCGUUCGAAUCUAUGUUCAGUUUAAACUUGACCCCGAAUGAGUUUGAUAGCUUCCAAGAUGUGCGUGACCUCUGUGAAGGUGGAAUUAAGCUUCCCACAGAAGUAAUUAGCUCAAUUGCCCUUUUACCAGUGAUCAAAGAACUCUUUCGUACCGAUGGCGAACAAGUUCUCAAGUUUCCAACACCUCACGUCAUUAAAGUGAAUAAGUCAGCGUGGAUGACCGAUGAAGAAUUUGCAAGAGAGAUGAUUGCGGGAGUAAAUCCCAACGUAAUUCGUGGUCUUGAAGAGUUUCCUCCAAAAAGCAAUCUGGAUCCUGCAACCUAUGGUGAUCAAAACAGUAAGAUAACAGCAGAGGCGCUUGAUCUUGAGGGAAGCACAGUGGACGAGGCUCUUGCAAAAAAGAGGUUAUUUGUGUUAGAUUACCAUGAUAUCUUCAUGCCAUAUAUUCGGGGGAUAAAUCAGACUUAUGCCAAAGCUUAUGCCACAAGAACUAUCCUUUUCUUGAAAGAAAAUGGAACUCUGAUGCCAGUGGCCAUCGAAUUGAGUUUGCCACAUCCUGCUGGGGACAAGUCAGGUGCUGUCAGCCAAGUAAUUUUACCUGCAAAAGAAGGUGUUGAAAGUACAAUUUGGCUGCUAGCCAAAGCUUAUGUAGUUGUAAAUGAUUCUUGCUAUCAUCAACUCAUGAGCCAUUGGUUAAAUACUCAUGCAGUGAUGGAGCCAUUCAUCAUAGCAACACACCGGCACCUUAGUGCGCUUCAUCCAAUUUAUAAGCUUCUAACUCCUCAUUAUCGUGACACCAUGAACAUCAAUGCACUUGCCAGACAGUCUCUAAUUAAUGCUGAUGGCAUCAUAGAGAAAUCCUUUUUGCCCUCAAAGUAUUCAGUCGAGAUGUCUUCAGCGGUUUAUAAGAAUUGGGUUUUCACUGAUCAAGCACUGCCUGCAGAACUUGUCAAGAGAGGAGUGGCCGUUAAGGAUUCAUCAGCCCCACAUGGACUUCGUCUCUUGAUAGAAGACUACCCUUAUGCUGUUGAUGGACUAGAGAUAUGGGCUGUGAUUAAGUCAUGGGUUCAAGAGUAUGUGUCAUUGUACUAUGCAAAAGAUGAUGAUGUCAAAUCUGAUCCUGAACUCCAACAUUGGUGGAAAGAGGCUGUGGAGAAAGGACAUGCUGAUUUGAAAGACAAACCAUGGUGGCCUAAGUUGCAGACACUCGAGGAGCUUGUUGAAAUCUGCACCAUUAUCAUAUGGACUGGUUCGGCUCUCCAUGCAGCUGUUAAUUUUGGUCAAUACCCUUAUGGAGGUUUUAUUCUGAACCGUCCAACUUCUAGUAGAAGGUUGCUUCCUGAGAAAGGAACACCAGAAUAUGAAGAAAUGGUGAACAGCCAUCAAAAGGCCUAUUUGAGAACAAUUACGUCAAAGUUUCAGACUAUGAUUGACCUUUCUGUGAUAGAGAUAUUGUCAAGGCAUGCCUCUGAUGAGGUCUACCUUGGCCAAAGGGAAAACCCACAUUGGACCUCUGAUUCCAAAGCGUUGCAAGCCUUUCAAAAGUUUGGAAACAAACUGAAGGAUAUUGAGGAAAAACUCGCAAGCAAGAACAAAGAUGAGAAACUGAGAAACCGAAUUGGACCAGUUGAAUUGCCAUACACUUUGCUUCAUCCUACCAGUGAGGAAGGCUUGACCUUCAGGGGAAUUCCUAAUAGCAUUUCCAUCUGACUGAGCCUGUGGUUUCAGUUUAGUUAUUGUAUUGUACUUCCUUCCAAUAAAAAAAGAUGCAAGGCUAGAGAUCCAAUAAAUCUUGCAUCUUGUCUAAUGUUUUAAUAAUCUCGUGUUGCUUGUGUGUUUGAAUGUUGUAAUUCAGCCCUCGAUUUGGUUUUCAUUUGAAAAUAAUGGAAAUACUGAGUACUGUUAGUUUGUGUUUAAA